GUUUUUCUUAAAUUUUAGGAGCUACACGAAAGCCAACCAGUAACUUUCAAUGAAAAAAUCCACCGACCAGGACAAAGGUAAACCGCACAAGGAGAAAACUUUCCGAAACAAGAACAAACGAAAAUACAAACGCAAGAAGUCUAGCGUCAAGCAAACGAAACGGAUUUUCGAAGAUAAACCAUACGCUGCUGCUGGGAAAUCUCCCUCCACGGCUCCGGCUUCGUACCCUCCAAGACCGCGGUCAAUUUAUCCGCUGGUAAAACAUGCUCAAAACGUGUGGAUUAAAACGUAUCAGAACAUCGUAAAAUGGCAGUUUCAGCAUCAGGUAAACUACUGGAAACAGCACGCCCUGCAGCUACGGGAGGAAAAUGCACGCCUGAGGAGGUGUCUCGCGGUUCAGGAUUCCGAGGACGAAGAUGACGAAGAAGCCACGGCUCGUGAGCAGCAACAAAAGCAAGGAGCCGCUGCAGCCGAUGACGAAAACGACGCUUUGGACGAGGAGUUUAUCGCGUUCAUGGAAGUAUCGGCCAGACAUCGCCAGGAACGGAGGAGAUUGAAAAACGAAAGUGUUCAUUAAUUAGAUUUAUGAAUAAAUUAAGCAAGAUUAAA
Messenger RNA from Ochlerotatus camptorhynchus, 609 nucleotides. RefSeq lists its product as uncharacterized. The record is from RefSeq and is a predicted model, not a curated record. The transcript is spliced from 2 exons. The coding region runs from base 50 to 577 and encodes 175 amino acids. NCBI's taxonomy places the organism in Eukaryota, Metazoa, Arthropoda, Insecta, Diptera, Culicidae.